CUGUUAAAUGUUAAUACAUUUUUUUUAGUUAUAAAAGGAGGACAGAACCCUAAUAUAACUAAGAAAAAAAAAUUGAUUCGAAAUCGGAUUUUUAAUGUUUUCAGAGCACCUUUAAUCCUUAAGCUAGAGGCUAAGGGACAAAUGUUAAUACAUUUCGAAAUGUAGCUGUACCGACAGUUUCUUAUUUACUAACUUACACUUUCAAAAACAAGUAAUAGGAUCUGAAUCUGAUCAUUUAAAAUGAACGGUCAUUCCCAUGAAUUAUGGAGAAAAAGUCGGUCUGAAUUUAGUUGAGACAAGUAGACAAACCCCAUUUGUAGAUGCUUCUGUAAGCAGCAGUAUGGUUCUUUAAUUGACGUGAUUUAUGCUAAAGAUCCCUAUCUUCUUUUCUCUUUCUGUCCCAUUUCUCACUAUACAUUUAAGCACUUGAAACUUCAUUUCUCUUCCCAAAAAACCCGCUUCACCUUCACAUCUCUUCUGUCCUUUACUUCUUCUCUGGUUUCUCUUCAUUUUCUUUGUUAAAAUGACAAUGGCUACUUCAUUCUAUCUUCUUUUUACCCUGCUGAUCUCUGGGUGUGCUUUGGGUCCUAAACCUUUUGUUUCAGCAAAAAGAGGUGUUAGACCUUUUGGUUCAGCAAAAAUCGCUACUAAACCUUUUGAAGGAUACCUUGAAAAUGGCAACUUUGAGGAAAAGCCAAAACCAACAGACAUAAAGAAAACUGUACUUCUAGGAGAACAUGCUCUUCCCAAAUGGAUUAUCAAAGGGUUGGUCGAGUACAUCACUGGUGGGCCGCAGCCCGGUGGCAUGUUUUAUGCUGUUGCUCACGGUGUCCAUGCUGUAAAGCUUGGGAAUGAGGCCUCAAUUUCUCAAACAAUACCAGUAAAACCAGGCACCCUUUAUGCACUAACAUUUGGUGCAUCAAGAACUUGUGCACAAGACGAGGUGUUGAGAGUUUCAGUGCCUACUCAGUCAGGGGACCUCCCUCUGCAGACCUUGUACAGUAGCUAUGGUGGUGAUGUUUAUGCCUGGGGUUUUAUAGCCAAAUCCAAGUAUGUUACAGUAACAUUCCACAACCCAGGCAUUCAAGAGGAUCCUACCUGCGGUCCCCUGUUGGAUGCUGUUGCUAUUAAGGAGCUUGUCCGUCCACUUCCUACCAGAGAUAACCUGGUGAAGAACAAGGGCUUUGAAGAGGGUCCUCACCGCCUAGUCAACUCUACAAAUGGUGUCUUGCUCCCUCCUCGACAGGAGGAUUUCACAUCUCCACUCCCAGGCUGGAUAAUCGAAUCACUUAAAGCUGUGAAGUUCAUUGAUUCAAAGCACUUCAAUGUCCCAGUUGGGAAUGCUGCAGUUGAGCUUGUUGCAGGGAGAGAAAGUGCCAUUGCCCAGAUUCUCAGGACUGUCCCCAAUCAAUUAUAUAACCUCACAUUCAUCAUUGGAGAUGCUCGUAAUGGUUGCCAUGGAAAAAUGAUGGUGGAAGCAUUUGCUGCCAAAGAUACCGUCAAAGUUCCCUUCACAUCUCGAGGAAAGGGUGAAUUCAAGACUGCAACCUUGAAGUUCAAAGCAGUUACAGCCAGGACUAGGAUUACAUUCUUCAGCUCUUACUACCACACAAGGAUUGAUGACUUCGGAUCUCUUUGCGGCCCUGUUCUGGAUGAAGUUCAUGUUUCCCCUCUUGCUUAGAUGCCAAGUUUUGCCAGCACUACAGCAUUUAAUCUUAAGUAAAGGAUUUUGCAACGGUUAUUGGGUUUCAUAUUUGUAUAUUUGAGGCACCCUUUAAGCUGUCUAAGCCUUGUGGAGAUUGAAAACCAUUUUAUGUUUAAAAAGCCUUUCUAAUGCACCUAUGCAUUAUGAACAUGGCUUUUCUAAUAGCUAAGAGCAGCCAUUAAGGUUGUCCUUCUCAUAGCAGCUCAUGACUUUGAUGAGAAGAUGCAAUAAUUAAUAGAUUCAUAAGGAUUUACUUUCACAAGCAUGUCCAGCAGAUGACUUAACCUCAGCUAGAAAUCAAAAACAUUUUGUAACUUAAGACUACAUAGAGAUCCACAGCAGGUGAGAUCAAAACAUCAAACAGAAUUCUUCAUUCAACAUAAAAAUUGAGUUUCAAUGUCACCAAAUCAUCAG
Molecule: messenger RNA, 2119 nt
Organism: Durio zibethinus
Lineage: Eukaryota; Viridiplantae; Streptophyta; Magnoliopsida; Malvales; Malvaceae
Product: protein TEEBE
Cellular component (GO): cell wall; plasma membrane
Source: RefSeq, a predicted model, not a curated record